This is a messenger RNA of Leguminivora glycinivorella, 907 nucleotides long. RefSeq lists its product as uncharacterized. NCBI's taxonomy places the organism in Eukaryota, Metazoa, Arthropoda, Insecta, Lepidoptera, Tortricidae. Bases 1 to 447 code for a protein of 148 amino acids. The record is from RefSeq and is a predicted model, not a curated record. The transcript is spliced from 3 exons.
AUGUCUAUGCACGUAGACAACAUCAUAUUAGACAUGGAAAUCGAUACGGGCUCCCCGAUAUCCUGCAUUAGGGGUACGACCACCAUUUUAGGCCGGCAAUGGCUAAAAGAGCUAGGAAUUAGGAUACCUGUGUUAAAUUGUCAGAUCGAGAGUAAUAAUGAAUUGUGUAAAUUACUCGACAGAUAUAAGGAGCUGUUUAGCGGCGGUUUGGGGCGGUUCACGGGCGGCAAGGCGACGCUUCGCGUGAAGGAGGGCGCGGCGCCGGUGUACUGUCGCGCGCGCCCGCUGCCCUACGCGCUGCGGGACCGGGUGGACCACGAGCUGGACGAGAUGCUGCGCAGCGGCGUCAUCGAGCCCGUCGACACCUCGGAGUGGGCUACGCCUCUGGUGCCGAUCCAUCAGCUUUACUCUUACCACAAGACAGACCAUUGGCACCAGAGAACAUGACAAGAGAAGCCGCGCCCACUCCAGGUACGCCAGAGCAAGCGGAGUCGUGGGCGACACCGCCCGGCACCCCGGGCCCGACACACCGGGCCACGACGCCCGGCGGCGCGCGCCGCAGUACACCGCCGACACCGACCGCCGGUCCCGGUAACUAUCUCCAAACGUCGCCCUUGCCGCCCCCGGAACCGCCUCAACCCCGUCAUGUGAGAGAGUGCCGGAUUUUAAAUCCACCGAAAUACAAAUUUUAAGGAUUUACGUUAGGUGUAUUUAGUUCUUGUUAUGUGUGUAAUCUCAAUUUACCAUUGUACACUUUAUCGCGUUGCAAUAACGUUCACGAAAGGUCCCUUAGAGGUGUUGAUUAAAAAACUUAAUAUAAGUUACCUAUGUACCUACUCAUACGUACAGAUAGUAUUUUAAGUGGGAUGAGUAGAUACUGGUUACCCAAGUACAUAUUAUAAAUAUU